AGAUGUGUAGUCAUUAGCCAAUCCAGCCUGUUCCCCUCUGCUCUGCCCUGUUUGCACUUCCUGGUCUGCAGCUCAGCCUCUCCUGCCACCUUUCCUGGCGCUGUUUCCUCUUUGGCCAAAGCAGGUUUAGGGACCAGCUUGCCCUCCUCCCCUGGGGCUGCCCCUGUGCUGCCCUCCCUCGGGAGCUGACCUUCCUCCGGAGCAUGUGGCAAUGAUUAGCUGCAGGGACCCGCCUCAACUUGUGAUCAUUCGGAAGGCUUGGGCAAUCCUGUUCCUGCCCUAGAGAGCUGGAGCUAUGGCUGCCGGGAUUAUAGAAAAGGAACGAAAAAAGUUGCUGGAAAUCCUCCAGCAAGACCUGGACUCGAUCCUCGAUUCGUUAACCUCUCGGAGGCUGAUUUCCGAGGACGAGUAUGAGGCCCUGGAGGGCAUUCCAGACCCCCUGAGGAAGAGUCGGAAGCUGUUGAUUUUGGUGCAGAAAAAGGGAGAAGACAGUUGUCAGCAUUUCCUCAAAUGUUUAUGUAGUACUUUUCCAGAGUCAGCGACCACUUGGGGCUUAAUGCAUGAGUUUUUAAAACAUGAAAAUAUAGAAUCUCCUCAAUCUCCAGGGGUAAGCAAGAAUUCGGAAGACCUAUUUUCCCCGGGAAAGGAACAGCCGGAGAGUUCUGAGAUCACAGUGUCCUUUAAAAAGAAAGAACACCUGGAGGAGGUGGACACCUCUGGGAUGCUCAUAGAUACGGAAAGUAGUUAUGGCGAGAUGGCAUGGUCCUCAGGGGAAAACGAGAAGGCGUACAACCCACCAGCAGCCACGAUGUCACCUUCAGAGGAGAGUGUCGAGUCUGAAGUUUCAGGAACUAUCGAUUAUUCACAGGACCAACAGAGAUACGAUGAGCCCGAUGAGUCUUUAUACUUAGGAGAAGAGGAGGACCUCGCAUCGGCUGAGGAUGCAGAAAGCAACGAGGAAGAAGGUGAUAACAACCCAGAGUACCUUGACUACGGUGGGGAAGAGGACCCUGUGUAUUCAGAAACCGCAGAGUUCUCUGGUGACGAGCAGAGUUACGGUGACUCAGAACCAGGCAUGCUGUUGGAGGAGGAGGAGGAGGAAGAAAGUAUGGAAGAAAGAAAAAAGGUGUUUAAAGACGUCCUGUCCUGUUUGAACUUGGAUAGGAGCAGAAAGCUCCUGCCGGAUUUUGUUCAACAGUUCUCCUUAGACCGAGGAUGUAAGUGGACACCCGAGACUCCGGGAGACCUGGCCUGGAAUUUCCUGGUGAAAGUUCUAGCACUGGAUGUGACGGCCAGAGAUUCCAUCCUGAGACACGAGGUUCUGGGUGAGGAUGGCAGAGGGGCGUCGCCAUCCGGAGUGGAGAAUCUGGAAAUGAGGGACACACCAGCCAUGAACCCCCUGGAUGUGCUCUGUGCCUCCCUGCUGUGUUCAGACAGCUCUCUGCAGCACGCUGUCAUGUCAAGCAUGUAUCGAUGCGGGUUUGCCCUUCCUCUGCUCCUGCCAGAUGCAGAGAACAACAAAAGCAUCUUAAUGCUGGGCGCCAUGAAGGGCAUCGUGAAGGGGCAGCCAGCACUGCCUUCAGAAGGGCCCGCGGGGGAAACCGAGAGGUCUCUGGCUCGCGCAAAGAUGCCCGUCAUCUCUUUUGUGCGCCUAGGAGACUGUAGCUUCUCCAAGUCCAGAAUCCUCAAUGCACUGCUUAGCCCUGCCCAACCCCAACUGCACAAAGUCUUCCUCCAUCACGAUUUGCCUGUCCCGGUGCUUCCCCGGCAGAUCUCGGAUGGCCUCGUGGAAAUAGCAUGGUGCUUUCCCGAGAGUGACAGUCUAAGGGGAAACCCUCCCCUUUUCCCAGAGCCUGUUGCUGUGGCCAACCUCCAUGGUGAUCUAGAAAGUGUCUGGACACAAUUUGGUUUCUUGGUGGAAGUUUCCUCAGUUGUGUUUUUUUUCACGGACUGCCUGGGUGAGAAGGAAUGGGACUUGCUCAUGUUUCUAGGAGAAGAUGCCAUUGGAAGAUGCUACUUUAUCCUCAGUCCCCAGGCCAGGGAGAGUGAAGAGGCACAAAUUUUCCAGAUGAUUCUGAAGUUGAAGCCAUCACAGCUACUGUUUUGGGAGGAGGAGGAGGAAGCUGGGGAGGAAGGGAGGAACUGGCUGGGCCUCCGGACUGCCCUCCAAGAGGUGAUGUCCUCGUCACUCCGACGUGUGUCUGUGGAGGACAUGGCCUCCCUGGCCAGGGAGUUGGGGAUCCAGGUAGACCAAGACUUUGAGAACGUUCAAGGAAUUCACCAGGUUGUUCCUGGUGACAACCUGGCUGGGACAGUUGAAGAGGAGGGGCAACGAAGACACAGUCAGCCAGAGAGCUCGUCUGAAAGCCCCGCGGAGGUGCCUGCGCGAGAGCUCGGCACCGAAGGCGAGGUCACCCAGGCUCUCCAGAAUGUCCACCUCGCCCCAGUGUUUGUGCCUUAUGUGCACAACCUCUGUCCGUUCCCAGUCAGAAUUGGAGGCCACCUGAACCGUGCUCCUGUGAGAGGCCCUAGGGUUGCAGGCUUCCACCUUGGGUCAGAGCAGAAGUCCAAGUGGUUCCGUCCGCCACCCUUUCAUAAUUCCAGGGUCCCUGGUCAAGGCAGAAGUUUCGGGGUUCAGUACUUCCAACCCCAGAGAUUUUGUCCUCCUGGAAGUUUUAUGAAAUUUUCGAGACCUGCUCGGGGCAGUCACAUGGUUGGACUAUGGGGGAGACCACCAAGACCCAUUUGGCGGCACGUGAAGACUUGGCUUGGCAGACCGCAGACCCCGGGAGGUCACUUCCACGCACAGCCAGCAGGACCAGCUGGGAGGCCAUCGCCUAGGCAGGCCCACGCCCGGGGAACACAGCCGCCUGAGGCCACUGAGAAACAGAUGAGAACAUCACCCCACACUGUGACUCCUCACCCUCGAAACUUUCAGCCAGCAGGGGUCAUACACAGACCCUUAAGACCCGCUUUUCAGCAGGGAUUCAAGCUAAAGACACCAGCUGGGCCUUCAAAUCCAGCUCGCCAAAUGGGAUCCCAUCCUACAUCUAACAGAUUUUUACCCAACUCUUUGUUCCGUCAGCCCACGCCAUCCCAGGGCAAGCAUUCCCAGCCCAGACCCUUCCAACCUAUGGCUUCUCAACCCAAACCUACCCAAACAAAGCCCACUCAGCCCCAGCCCGCCCAAGCUAGAUGCUCUCAAUCCAAACCCACUCAGCCCCAGCCCUCCCACGCUAGAUGCUCCCCAUCCAGACCCACUCAGCCCCAGCCCUCCCAAGCUAGAUGCUCUCAAUCCAAACCCACUCAGCCCCAGCCCUCCCACGCUAGAUGCUCUCAAUCCAGACCCACUCAGCCUAAGCCCUCCCAUGCUAGGCCUUCUCAGCCCAGACCUACUCAACCCAAGUCAUCAGGAACCAGUGCGUCACAGGCUAAGGCAUCCUACUCAAGAGCAGGGCCCAAGAGGGGAGGGAAGCAUUAAAGUGCUUACUCCAGAGACCUGUGAAAUGUAUCCUUUACGCAGGCCAUUCCAAUCACAGGAUAGUACCCUAAAGAAGUGAUGGUAAGAGACCACUACCAUUAGCAUGACACACAACAGGAGAUAUGCACAGCCUAAUUGUAAGAAUUGUGUCCCUAAGAAAGAGGGGAAAUAUGAAAAGAAUUAAGGAUAGAAUAAAGUGGUAAAUAAAUUAGUUGAAUUCAGCCUUGAGUCUUAGAUAAUAUUAUAUAUAACCUGAAUCCAGGGAAUGGGUUUAUGAGGCAGCUCCACUUGGGAAAGAAUGGGCUUGGAGUCUCCAAUUGUAAAGAGAUCAUAAAUUAUGGCUCGGGCUGCCUCAGUAUCGAAAAUGAAAUUGCCUUAGAUUUUGGCUGUUCCAGAGUGUCUUGGUCAAAAUUUUUGGUUUAAUAUCAGGCACUAACCAGGUAACCCUGUUUGUUUAGGAUAAUCAAUUUGCUUGUGGUGAAUUUGCUUAGAUGAUGAAACUCUCAUUUGACCCUUAUGUAUAGAAAUAAUGAACUAUCAACCAAUAAAAUUAUUUUUCAUUAACUUUAA
Pipistrellus kuhlii (Kuhl's pipistrelle) is the source of this 4051-nucleotide messenger RNA. It is a transcript of the gene CARD6, whose product is annotated as caspase recruitment domain family member 6. The coding region runs from base 296 to 3481 and encodes 1061 amino acids. The transcript is spliced from 3 exons. Gene Ontology annotation, biological process: regulation of apoptotic process. The record is from RefSeq and is a predicted model, not a curated record. Lineage: Eukaryota; Metazoa; Chordata; Mammalia; Chiroptera; Vespertilionidae.